UCAUUUCCUUUUCCUGUCUUUCACGUUUGUGGACUCGUGGGUUUUGGUCGGUUCAUUGCAGUGCGUUGCAAAAAAGAAGUAACACGAGCAAAUAUGGGUUUCCAGAAUAUUUGGUAUUCACAUCCACGAAAAUACGGUCAAGGAUCUAGAUCCUGCCGCGCCUGUGCAAAUAGGCAUGGGCUUAUUCGCAAAUACGGUCUGAACAUCUGUCGACAAUGCUUCAGAGAAUAUGCAGCCGAUAUUGGUUUCAAGAAGCUGGAUUAAAUAUAACGUAGGAAUAGAUGGAGCAAUUCUUUGACAAAUCACGAUGAUUUUCACAGCAGCAUCUUUAAAAGUUAAUAGCUGAAAAAUAGAGAUUGUAACAUCUGGCACUCAAUAUUCUUGAAAUGAAUAUAUUUAUAUAAUCCAACA
Molecule: messenger RNA, 411 nt
Organism: Trachymyrmex cornetzi
Lineage: Eukaryota; Metazoa; Arthropoda; Insecta; Hymenoptera; Formicidae
Gene: RpS29
Product: ribosomal protein S29
Exons: 3
Coding region: 94-264 (56 amino acids)
Biological process (GO): cytoplasmic translation
Cellular component (GO): cytosolic small ribosomal subunit; ribosome
Molecular function (GO): structural constituent of ribosome; zinc ion binding
Source: RefSeq, a predicted model, not a curated record